CAGAGACAGUCAACUUUUCCACUGUCAACUAUUCUGAUUUGGAUGAAAUGGAUGACGUUGCCGUGGUCCAAAGCGAAAAUGAGAAUUUACGCAAAGUGCGGACGAGAUUGCUUCAGUGGGAGUCAAGUAGUGACGCGCUUGCUCCAUUAAAUGCUCUACAAUUGGAAUGCUUGGAUGUGAUAAAUAACCAGUGUCGAACCUACAAUGAGGUGCCGGAAGCCACAUCUAACGCAGGCUAUGGAGAACAAUCAACUACUGCGGACAAACCACAUUAUGACUCAACGAGUAUUACCGGCAGCGCAAGUGCGCAAGAAUUACUAAGAUUACCAUCGCCUGGAAUCAACAACGGUAAAGAUUUCCUAUUGUGGUACGAUCGAGUGAAAGAGGAAAUUACACGUCACGCAGAUGCACAUCAAUAUCAGUACUUGCAACAGCUGGAACAACGCGAUGCUGAGUGUGUGGAAAUUUUGGAACAGAUCAACUCCACAAUGGCGCAGCUCAAGUCGUUGAAUAGUGAAUAUGAAACAGUAUCACAAAAAACUAGUGCACUCAAUACAGCCAGCGAAAAGUUGACGGAGGAGCAAAAACGUUUACAAAAGCUAGGAGAUGAAAUACAGCGACGAUUGCACUAUUUCAGCCAAGUAGAGCUGCUGCAUCAGCGGCUUCAAAGCCCCACACUCUCCGUGGCAAGUGAGGCAUUCCGUGAUUGGUUGGAUCGUAUCGAUGAGUGUCUUGAGUACUUGAGAGCAAAUCCCAAGUUCAAAGAUGCUGGUGCUUACACAGCAAAAUACAAAUACUGUCUAGCGAAAGCCGUGGCGUUAAUAAAGAACUACACACAAGUUGUAAUGUCACAAGCGACCGCUGCCACGCUGCAUCCCAAGCAAUCGCAUUUUGCAAUGCUACAAAGCACGACAUCAACUGCAAUAGAAGGUGAAAAGAAAGCCAACACCAUAACAGCAAGUACUUCCCCGGAUGCAGCGUUCGCACUUUAUUAUGGCAAAUAUCAAAAAGCUGCUGUGAAAAUUAAGCGCGUGGCACAACUUGUCGAAUCUCGUUUAGAACGCAGUGUAGAAUAUGAACAGCUGCUAGCGGAAAUGCAUCAAAAUUAUCUAAACGAAAGGGCAACUAUUAUGUCACCAGCUGUUAAUAAACAAGAGCUGAAAGCGGCACACAAGGGAGUUCAUUGUGCGCUCACGCGCAGCGCUUGCUCAUUCCUAGUGCAUGUUUUUCAGGACGAGCAGAGGCUCUUUUUCCAGUUUUUCGCGCGGGGCAGCGAUCAAUUGACCACUUAUCUGGAAGGUCUGUGUACCAUAUUGUACGAUACAAUGCGACCUUUCAUUAUACAUAUUAACCACUUGGAGACAUUGGCGGAAAUAUGUUCGAUUUUACGCAUUGAAAUGCUUGAGGAGCAUGUACAACAAAAUCCUGGCGCGCUCGAAGCUUUUGCAAAUACCGCAAAUCAACUACUGCAGGAUGUACAGGAAAGGUUGGUUUUCCGUGCGCAUCUCUAUUUGCAAUCGGACAUUUUGAAUUACAAUCCGUCGGCUGGUGAUCUGGCCUAUCCAGAUAAAUUAGAGAUGAUGGAGAGCAUUGCUUUAUCACUGCAGGAGCCACAUUCAAUAGAAACGGAAAGCGUAGAUACUGCAUAUCGAGCACGUAAUAUAAAUUCAUCUCCGGCUGAUUUGCAUGGAAUGUGGUAUCCUACUGUUCGUCGUACAUUAGUAUGUCUUUCGCGUCUUUAUCGUUGCGUGGAUCGACCCAUAUUUCAAGGUCUCUCACAGGAGGCACUCAAGCUAUGCAUACAAAGCGUGUCCGCAGCCGCUUCCAAAAUUUCAACAGCUAAGACCCCAAUAGAUGGCGAACUGUUCGAAAUCAAGCACUUGCUAAUAUUGCGGGAACAAAUAGCUCCCUUUCGUGUUGACUUUACCAUCAAGGAGACUUCGUUGGAUUUCAGCAAAGUAAAAACUGCUGCUUUUGGUCUUUUACACAAACGUAAACAGCUUUUCACCAUGGGCAGCAAUAAUGCCCUGCUCGAGUUUCUGCUCGAAGGUACACCACAGAUAAAGGAACAUUUACUUGAUUCACGUAAAGAAGUCGAUCGCCAACUCAAAAUGGUGUGUGAGCAAUUUAUUAAGGACGCGGUGCAUAUGUUAGUUUCACCAAUCUUGCAAUUUUUGGAUAAAGAACAAGCAUUAUUACAAACGAAGGACAGCAAAGUUGCCGCAAAUGAAAAAGAAGCUGCUGCACCAAAACUAAAUUACGCCUUACGCCAGAGCGCAUGGGCAAGCCCACAGCAAAUUAGCAGCAUCAUUCAGGAAACACAACGUUUAAUCAAAAGUAAACUAUCAACACUGCAGCGUUCAAUGCAGCUAUACUUAAGUAAUCGUGAUACUGAAUUUAUAAUAUUUCGACCGAUACGAAAUAACAUCAUUCAAACAUUUGUAAAACUGGAACAAAUACUAACCACAAACGGUUACAACAACGACGAUAUGACCAUCACUGGCUGUCCAACGGCUGAACAGGUGUCUGUACUAUUUUUCAUUAUGUAA
Rhagoletis pomonella (apple maggot) is the source of this 2549-nucleotide messenger RNA. RefSeq names its product conserved oligomeric Golgi complex subunit 3-like. Gene Ontology annotation, cellular component: membrane; COG complex; cis-Golgi network. Gene Ontology annotation, biological process: Golgi organization; intracellular protein transport; intra-Golgi vesicle-mediated transport. The record is from RefSeq and is a predicted model, not a curated record. Lineage: Eukaryota; Metazoa; Arthropoda; Insecta; Diptera; Tephritidae.